Messenger RNA from Sphaerulina musiva SO2202, 228 nucleotides. RefSeq lists its product as uncharacterized. NCBI's taxonomy places the organism in Eukaryota, Fungi, Ascomycota, Dothideomycetes, Mycosphaerellales, Mycosphaerellaceae. The record is from RefSeq and is a predicted model, not a curated record. The transcript has 2 exons. The coding region runs from base 1 to 228 and encodes 75 amino acids.
AUGUAUAAGCCUCGAUUAAAGACGAAGAAGACGAAAUCGAAGCCAACUCCAAAGAAGCCGACUACGAAGAAGAGAAAGAAGACUCCCGCGUCCUUAAGCGAAGACGAGAGCUCAGAUAAUCCCGAUAACCCUAGCGCUCAAACGGAUCCUCCUAGCACCGAUCAGGAUAAUAGCGACACCGGUGGCCAGACAGACGGGAACAAUCAAGAUCCUCCUAGUACCGAUUAG